UACAACAUCAAAGAUUGAGCAGUUCAGAAAACCCAUCAAGCAAGAUGAGCGAAUCAGGUCAGAGCUUCUUGGAAGAAGUCAAGAAGAAUUUGACGGAAAUUUCGAACUCAAAAACUCCAUCACAAAGACCUCCAGCGUAUCUCGCAAUUCUACGAGACAUAUUGGCUCAACCUGCAUCUGUGUUACCUAGCAAUGGACAGUAUAGCUUGAAAGAAGCUGUAUCUGUCUAUUUGGCAUAUACAGCAUUAUCUGACACAAAUGCAACAGGAGGAAAUCUUGUCGUAGGAAGACAAGUUUUACGCGAUUUCGAUGAGGCGAUCGUCGAAGCAGGGAAAAAACAUCGAGAUGGCCAGAAAGAUGAUGCAAUGACAGAUUCAAAAACCAUAUCUGCGAUCGCAGACGAGGAUGUGCAGAUCGAGAUACUAGAAAGUGCAUUGGAGCAACUACAACCUCGUGUUUUGAGUUUUGAAGAACAAGCAAAUACGAUCAGACUGCAUUUAGCAGAUACAUUGGAGAAUGCAGAACAAUGGAUAGAAGCAGCUCGAGUCUUGCAAGGCAUAUCCCUGGAUUCAAGUCAUCGCUUCGUAUCGGAUCUACAUAAGCUGCGCAUUUACGUACGCAUUGUUCGACUUUUGCUGGAAGGUGAUGACGCUGUGGGAGCAGACACUAUGCUCAAGAGGGCAUCCUUGCUGGUCCAUAACAUUCCUGGCGUGAUGUCUUCGAGCUUUGGUAUAUCAAAUAAUCCGACAUUACAAGAAGCAUGGGCAAAGAUGUCAGAAGAGGAGAAAAUUGAAGCAAAAACGCUUGGUUUGCAAUUCAAGCUCAGUCAAGCACGCAUUUAUGAUUCACAACGUCGGUUUGCCGAAGCAGCAAACAGGUAUCAUGAAGUGAGCUACGUUACAGAAAUUGAUGAAGCAGAAAGAACGAUGAUGCUUUCGGCAGCAGUGACUGCUUCUAUUCUUGCACCCGCAGGCCCACAACGGUCAAGGAUACUGGCUACCCUUGCACGCGAUGAACGAACUGCUUCACUACCCCAACAUACCAUCUUGACAAAGACAUUUUUGGAUCAAAUCAUUCGACCGAACGAAAUCAAAUCGUUCGAGAAAAUUUUGAGUCCACAUCAGUUGGCAUCUUUGCCAAAAUCCGAGCAAGAUCUGAUACGACAUGUACGUUCGUCCAAGGAUAAGCAGAAUGGUGAUGUGGCUAUGAGUGGUGAGUAUGAGGAGGACAAAGAGAGUUCACGAACGGGUCCUUCUACUGUUCUGGAUCGUGCAAUGAUGGAACACAACAUCAUCGCUGCUUCGAGACUGUAUGUGAAUAUCACUUUGAACGGUUUAGGUAGAUUGUUGGAUUUGCACAGUCUGGCUGCAGAGACGAUGGUGAGAAGGAUGAUCGUUCAAGGUCGUCUAAAAGCCGAAAUUGAUCAAGUUGCAGGCUUGAUUGUCUUUCACGAGCAAAAAUCUCGUGAGAUUGGUCUGGCAGCAGGUGCGGCUUCUGGAGCAGCUGGCGGAAAGGAAACCGAACAAGCCAAACAAGAACAAGGUCAAGGCGAAGAUGAUGAUUUGAGCACCGUCUAUACACGAAGAUGGGAUGCCAACAUUGCAAAAAGUGCUUCAGGCGUAGAAGAGGUUUGUGCACGGUUACGUGCUCGUGGUUAUUUGAAGGUUUGACGAUUGGUCCGAACUCUCUUACAUUGUACUAUAAAUACUCAAUGUCAUCACUGACAUGCUC
Molecule: messenger RNA, 1731 nt
Organism: Meira miltonrushii
Lineage: Eukaryota; Fungi; Basidiomycota; Exobasidiomycetes; Exobasidiales; Brachybasidiaceae
Exons: 1
Coding region: 45-1670 (541 amino acids)
Cellular component (GO): COP9 signalosome; cytosol
Source: RefSeq, a predicted model, not a curated record